Molecule: messenger RNA, 4131 nt
Organism: Leucoraja erinaceus (little skate)
Lineage: Eukaryota; Metazoa; Chordata; Chondrichthyes; Rajiformes; Rajidae
Gene: myorg
Product: myogenesis regulating glycosidase (putative)
Exons: 3
Coding region: 342-2453 (703 amino acids)
Biological process (GO): skeletal muscle fiber development; carbohydrate metabolic process
Molecular function (GO): hydrolase activity, hydrolyzing O-glycosyl compounds
Source: RefSeq, a predicted model, not a curated record
AGUGUAGUGUGUGUGUCGUGUAUAUAGUGUUGUGUUGUGUGUGGGGGGGUGCAGCGGCAGCGGCGCCGGACCAGGAACAAGACCUGAUGUAAGAAGCAGCAAAUAAAUGCUCCGUCCUUCGCCCACAGCCAACACACACAUUUAUAAUUGGCCGUCUCUGGUUAGCCCUCUUGGCAUGAACUUUAUCAGGCUGUCUCAGAACCUAUCAAUUCUACCAUGAGGUUCAACUGUUAUUGAGUUCCAACACAUUGCUCUGUGGCUUCACGUGGUCAUUCAACGAUAAACUAUUCGUGGAUCAGCUACAUAGUUCUGAAGUCUCAGGAGCACCCAAUGACAACCUUAUGCCUCAUAACUACAAUCGUCAGCUGCAACACCGGGCAGGUAGAGGAGAAAACACACGGAUUGAUGCAAUGUACCAAGUUGUGCCAGGAAAUCUGCCUGCAGCUAGGGAAAAACAGUCCAAAGAAGCUAAACCAUUAAUAUGCUCAGUUUUGCUGGGUGUGUUACUGAUAAUUGCAGCUGGAGUUGCAUGGUGCUAUUAUUCAGCAUCGCUGAAGAAAGUAAAUUGUAUUAAGAUCGAUGAUUUGGAGCUCUACGAGGAUGGAUUUAUCAUCAAGAAGACUGACGGUCCAGAUUUAUUUGAAAUGGGCUUCAAGUCUGCCCCUAUUAACCUUGAGUCGUGUUUUAAAGAUGAGACUGGAGUUUGGAUAAAUUGCACAAAUGCUGAUAAAGAAGUGGAUUUUUUUAUUGAGACCUUGAAGCCCAAAGAUUCCAUAACUUGCUUCAACAUCAAAUGGAGAACUGAGGUACUGGACUCUGCUGUUGAACACUGCAUGUAUUGGGCAGAUGGUUAUUGGUAUGGAGGAGCCGAGACUAGUUCACAGCACUGGCCUAUCAAACUCUCAGGUGUAGUAGAUCCAAAGCCAUAUGUUACAGGUGAUGUACAUUCAUUACGUGAAGGCUUUGGUGGAAUUAUGGAAAGAUAUUGGAUCUCAAAUAAGUCUGUAGCCAUUCGAGUUAAUGAUUCAGUCCCUCUACACAUUGGUUGGAACAGCUCAAAUAGAGAAGCAUUUUGUUUGCACGCUAGAUACAAAGAUUCUCCAUUUAAAUUACCAACAGGACAACAACCAUUUGUGCAUCUAAGUUAUCAAGUCUGUGCUGGUUCUGAUAUGAAAAGUAUCCACCGAUAUAUGGCCAAAAAACAUUUCAAAAAGCCUGAAGUUACACCUUCAGAAAGUAUGUUCAUGUACCCUCUAUGGUCAACAUGGGCGUUGUAUAAAACAAAGGUUAACCAGGAUAAAGUGUUGCACUAUGCAGAAAAAAUUAAGAAAUAUCAAUUCAAUUGCAGUCAUAUUGAAAUAGAUGACCGGUACUCCAGUAGCUACGGUGAAUUUGACUUUGAUCCAGUGAAGUUUCCAAAUGCUUUGGAAAUGCUGCAGAAGCUGAGCAAAGAUGGAUUCCAGGUGACCUUGUGGGUCCAUCCUUUUGUUAACUACAAUUCACCAAGUUUUGUUAAAGGAAUUGAAAGUUCAUAUUUUGUGAUGGACACCAGUGGGAGACUUCCUGGUCUUGUGGAAUGGUGGAAUGGGAUUGCAGCUGUCUUAGACUUCACCAACCCAGAAACUAAAGAUUGGUUUCAGAAAAAAUUGGAGCACUUGAGAUCAAAGUAUGGGAUUGUUUCUUUUAAAUUUGAUGCAGGAGAGACCACUUACCUUCCUGUAGAAUUUAGCACUCAGAAGCCUUUAUCUGAUCCCAGCAUAUAUAGUAAACUAUAUGCUGAAGUUGCAUCUUCACACUGCAAACUGGGUGAAGUGAGGGUAGGAUAUAGAACCCAGAUGCUUCCUUGUUUUGUUCGUAUGAUCGACCGUGAUUCUGUUUGGGGUUAUGAGCUUGGUUUGAAGUCUGUGAUUCCUACGGCCCUCACCAUGAGCAUCUUGGGAUACCCCUUCAUAUUGCCGGAUAUGAUUGGAGGAAAUGUUUAUCCAAAUAAAACGGAUGGAUUUGAUGAGAUUCCAGACCGAGAGCUUUAUAUACGCUGGCUUGAAUUGUCAGCUUUUCUUCCAGCCAUGCAGUUUUCAAUCCCUCCUUGGCAAUAUGAUGCUGAUGUUUUGAAGAUUGCAUCUAAAUUUACGCAGCUCCGAGAAAGAGUAGUUGGGCCUCUUAUAUUCCGACUAGCAGAGGAAGCCACUAAAACAGGUAAUCCAAUCAUCAGGCCUCUAUGGUGGGUAGCUCCUGAAAAUAAAGACGCACAUAAGGUAGAUACACAGUUUCUGAUAGGAGAUGAUUUUAUGGUAGCCCCCAUUCUAGAAAAGGGUAAACAAGCAAGAGAUAUCUUCCUUCCAAAAGGUAAAUGGCAGAGUUUCAAUGGGGAUAUUUUCGAUAAUACGCUGGUUAUCUUAACAGACUAUCCAGUUAGUCUUGAUGAAGUGGCCUAUUUUACCAGAAUGAUUUGAUUUAAUUUUACUUAAAAUUUGGACUAAUUCAAAUAGUUUUUCUAGAAAAUGCAUUUUAGAUCCGCUGUUUGCAUCUGUGUUCCGACCUAUGUAAUUUCAGGAUUAUUCACAAGCUGACAUUAAUAUGUUGCUUGGUCUCUCUUAACUGUGAAGUUCUGUAAAAUAAUACUUGUAUUAUGAGUUUUUAAUGGUUUUUUUUCCCUAAACUGAACCAAUUACUAUUUUUGAGCAAAACAUUUUGCAAAGAAAAUAGCUUAAUUGUUCAUUUUAACAAUAAAACAGACAUUCAUAUUCUGUUAAGAAUUGUAUAGCUGCAAUGCGGUAAUGGGAAUAAAAAUAAAUUCGAUAUACCAUUUGAUAAAUGCAAAUAAUCCCAAAUCUUAACACUUUUAAAAAACAACUUUAAGCAAAGGACCAAUAAUCAUAGAAAAUACAUGCGGGAGGAGGCUAUUUGGCCCUUCGAGCCUGCACAGCCAUUCAUUGUGAUCCUGGCUGAUCAUCCACAAUCAGUAACCCGUGCUUGCCUUUUCCCCAUAUCCCUUGAUUCCGCUAGCCCCUAGAAUUCUCUUUUAAAUUCAUCCAGUAAAUUGGCCUCUACUGCCUUCUGUGGCAGAUAAUUCCACAAAUUCACAACUUUCUGGGUGAAAAAGUUUUUUCUCUUCUCAGUUCCCCUUUAUUCUUAGACUGGCCACUGGUUCUGGACUCUCCCAUCAUUGGGAAAAUUUUUCCUGCAUCUAGCUUGUCCAGUUCUUUUAUAAUUUUAUAUGUUUCUACAAGAUACCCUCUCAUCCUUCUGAAUUCCAGUGAAAACAAGCCCACUCUUUCCAAUCUUUCCUCAUAUGACAGUCCCACCAUCCUGGGGAUUAACCUCGUGAACCUACGCUGCACUGCCUCAAUAGGAAGGAUGGCCUUCCUCGAAUUAGGAGACCAAAACAGCACACAAUAGUCCAGAUGUGGUCUCACCAGGGCACUGUACAACUGCAGAAGGACCUCUUUACUUCUAUACUCAAAUCCUCUCAUUAUGAAGCCCAACAUGUCAUUAGCUUUCUUUAAGCCUGUACCUGCAUGUUUACUUUCAGUGACUGGUGUACAAGGACACCCAGGUCUCGUUGCACUUCCCUUUUUCUUAAUCUGGCACCAUUGAGAUAAUAAUCUGCCUCAUUCUUGCCGCCAAAGUCGAUAACCUCACAUUUACCUACAUUAUACUGCAUCUGCUAUGCAUCUGCCUACUCACUCAACCUGUCCAAGUCACCCUGCAACCUCUUAGCUUCCUCUUUGCAGUUCACACUGUCACCCAGCAUUGUGUCAUCUGCAAAUUUCCUAGUGUUACUUUUAAUUCCAUCAUCUAAAUUAUUAAUAUAUAUUGUAAAUAGUUGCGGCCCCAGCACCGAAUCUUGCGGCACCCCGUUAAUGGGGAAUUGUGUGGCAAAAUGUAGUUUUGUGUAUUUAUAUUUACAGCAACACUUUAAUUGGCAAAUCUUUCUGCUUUCGAAGACAUUAGUUAAAUUAACUUUCAAAAGAUGUAUUAUACAGGUGGGGAGGAGUAAAUUGACAUGAAAUUCUGGGUUGUAAAUUUGGAAAUUGGAUAUGGAAACAAGUGAAUUUAAGCAAAUGUUGCUGAGGUGAAAGUACUGUAAAAUUGUUGGAUACUGAUUUUAAACUUCAUACUCUAAGAAAA